This is a messenger RNA of Glycine soja, 1537 nucleotides long. RefSeq names its product protein PEP-RELATED DEVELOPMENT ARRESTED 1, chloroplastic-like. The record is from RefSeq and is a predicted model, not a curated record. Bases 141 to 1313 code for a protein of 390 amino acids. Lineage: Eukaryota; Viridiplantae; Streptophyta; Magnoliopsida; Fabales; Fabaceae. Gene Ontology annotation, biological process: regulation of DNA-templated transcription. The transcript is spliced from 9 exons. Gene Ontology annotation, cellular component: chloroplast nucleoid.
AGAUUAAUCAAAAAAUUUCUUUACGCUCAAUAUCCUAUCUAAAAAACUCUUAGUUCGGUCUAAAACCCUGAACUGCUGAAGAACACAAGGCAAAAAGAGGCACAAAAUUUACAUAUUAUGAAGUGAGAAAAUCCUAAGAGAUGUUUGUUACAUCCCUUGCUUGCUCUUACUUCACUUAUCCCACCCUUUUGCAUUCUUUUUGUUCCACAUUUACUUCGUCUUAUCACCAAUGCACGUUGCUGCAGCUCAAUAGAAACAGAAAGAAAUAUUGCAUUUGGGCAUCCAUCAAUGGUAACAGUGCCUACGAAGUGGGAGGAGGAUAUCCGGAAUUGGAGCAGAAUCAGAAUGGAAAGUUGCAUUCAGACAUGUCUUCUCAACGCGAAGCGCUCCUCAGAGGAGGGGACCAAGUCAUCUCUGUUUUGGAGGAAAUUAUUACCCUUUUGGAAGACAUGAAUAUGGACGAGGAAUCAGAGAAAGUGGCAGUGGAGUUGGCUGCACAAGGAGUUAUUGGAAAGAGAGUUGAUGAGAUGGAAUCCGAUUUCAUGAUGGCCCUUGACUACAUGAUCCAACUUGCUGAGAAUGACCAGGAUGAUAAGCGUAAGUCACUGUUGGAAGUUAUCAAAGAGACAGUAUUAUCACAUCUAACCAAAAAAUGUCCACCCCAUGUUCAAGUAAUUGGUCUUCUAUGUAGAACUCCGAAAAAGGAAAGCCGACAUGAAUUGUUGCGCCGAGUUGCAGCUGGUGGCGGUGUAUUUAAAGGCGAAAAUGAGUUGAAGAUGCAUAUCCCAGCUGCAAAUCUAAAUGACAUAGCUAACCAAGCUGAUGAUUUGUUGGAGGCAAUGGAAACUCGUCCUGUUAUCCCAGAUCGAAAACUACUUGCAAGGCUUGUUUUGAUUAGAGAAGAAGCUCGUAAUAUGAUGGGAGGGGGAAUUACGGACGAAAGAAACCACCGUGGAUUCUAUACUCUUCCUCAGCCUGAGGUGGACUUCUUGGCCAAAUUGGUGGCUCUAAAACCUGGAAAAAAUGUGCUUGAUAUGAUAAGAAAUGUAAUGCAAGGAAAAGAUGAAGGUGCAGACAAAUCUGGCAACAACGAUGAGGAUGACACUACAAAUGGGGAUCCAGCUGAAUUUCUUGGAAGGCCACUUGUAACGGGAGAGAAGACACUUCCAGUGCGCCCUGGCAUGUUUCUUGAGACUGUCUCCAAGGUCUUGUCUGGUUUAUAUGCUGGAACUGAUUCUGGCAUCACUGCACAACACUUGGAAUGGGUUCAUCGGAAGACACUUCAAGUGCUUCAGGAGAUAGCAUAUGGCUAGUUCUAUCCCCCCCCCCCCCCCUUUUUUUCUCUGGCAUUUUGUAUCCACUGUUUUAGCCUUAUGUGCUGCCAAAAAACUUGAUAGGCUGUUUAUAGGGAUAACAUAACAGAUAGUAUAAAACUUUAGAACAUUUGCUAACUGAAUAAUGUAAAUUUGUGGCAGUGAAUUGUAUAUAUAAGAUGAAGAGUGGCUGACAUCAAAAUUUCUGGACUAUGCUUUUGGGC